AUGGCGAGCGUGCGGGAGCCGCCACCCCGCCUGUCCCCCGCCAGCCCUGGGAUCACCACCAUGUCUGGCUUUGUAGAAGCUGACCUACCUCCGGGAUUUUUGCUGGGUUUGUGGGAUUGUCAGGACCUGGUUCUCUGCCUUAACCAUGUACUUUGUGUUACAGAAAUCGGCAUGGGCUUAACAGGGUUUGGAGUGUUUUUCCUGUUCUUUGGAAUGAUCCUCUUUUUUGACAAAGCACUUCUGGCUAUUGGAAAUGUUCUGUUUGUGGCUGGCUUGGCUUUUGUAAUUGGUCUAGAAAGAACAUUCAGAUUCUUCUUCCAGAAACACAAAGUGAAAGCCACUGGAUUUUUCCUGGGUGGUGUGUUCGUGGUCCUCAUUGGUUGGCCUUUGAUAGGCAUGAUCUUCGAAAUUUAUGGAUUCUUUCUCUUGUUCAGGGGCUUCUUUCCUGUGGUUGUUGGCUUUAUCAGAAGAGUGCCUGUCCUUGGAUCCCUCCUAAAUCUACCUGGAAUAAGAUCAUUUGUAGAUAAAGUUGGAGAAAGCAACAAUAUGGUAUAACAGCAAGGGAACUGAAGACUUUAAAUAUUUUAUUAUUUAUGAACCCUUUGAAGACUAUUCAGCACAAAGUUCAAUUUCACAAACUAGCUUGUAAAGUCCUUCAGAAGUUUAAAACACACACCCUCCAAAGUUCCAACAGUUCCGGCAGAAGCACUGACAGCAGGCUUGUGACCAGGUCAUCUGAGCGCAGCGGCUGGAGAGGGUGAAGCCUGUUACGAUGCUCAGUGACUUAGUGGCUUGCUGCAGCCUGAGCAACAGCCGUUACAGAGAACCGUGGUGUCUGUUACUUUAUUUUGUUUGUUUUUAGAAGAUUCAGGAACACCAGUAGGCAUUUGAUUUUUUUUUUUUUUAUUAUGUUUCCAGAUAUUUCUAGGUGUGCUGGGUCUCUGAUAAUGAUGCCUGAAUUGGAUUGGAUUAUGUCGUCUCCAUGUAUCAGCCCAAGGAAAGCCCAGUUUCAUGUGUGAAUCACUUUUUGUAAACAUGAAAAUAAAACUUUUGUGGUCCUUUUGAAUCUUAAUAUUUUGGAGCCAGAUAAAAAUCUGAACUAGAUAUUCUUUUUCAGAAUACACAGAGGUCAUUUUGAGCUGUUACUUCUCAGUCAUAGCUGACCAAGUGCUUUCUUGACUCUACAAUACUCUGGAUGCACAAAUCUCUUGAGUAUGUCCCGGGUGUGUUCGUACAGUCUGCUGCACACAGACGCCAAGCAGAGAGCAUUCUGACCAUGGAGUAGUCUGCUAUGGCGGCACACAGACGCCAAGCAGAGAGCAUUCUGACCAUGGAGUAGUCUGCUAUGGCGGCACACAGACGCCAAGCAGAGAGCAUUCUGACCAUGGAGUAGUCUGCUAUGGCGGGUGUUGGAAUCAGUUGUUGAGAUGCUAAAUGAUGCACAUCAGAUGGCUUUUCCCAUGUCAUGAUGUAGUUUUUCUUAUGGUUGUGUUCUUAUGAAAUUUGGCCACAGUUUCCUACCUUGAUUUCACAAUUUAUGAUGACAUUGAAGGUGUGUGACGUGUUAAAGGCAUGAUUCUGUGACUGUGAGAAGGGCUGCUAUUUCAUCUUAAUUUUUCCUCCUAUCUUCAGCUUUAUUGUAACACCCAAAAAGCAGCAAGCAUCACAUCUGCUUCCCCCACUAUUCUCCAUCUUGAGUUAGGAGGAAAGAUGCCCCAUUGACAUGCAAAAACUAUUACAUUAUAACUAAACUUGUGGGGUUCCUCAGAAGUGGGGAAUCUUGUCAUUCCCUUCCUUAUCUGGUCAUGGGAGCACUUCCUCAGAUGUAAUACUAUUUAUCUUACCACUAAUGAUUGAACUAUUUAUUUUUAACACUUCCAAUGCUUUUUAAUCCAGAAAAUCAUAAUUGAAAUUGUAUUUAUUUACAAAUGUCUUUCUGUGAGACAUUACCAUGUGUGUUGUUUUUAGUUAAAUUUCUUGGUGCCAGGAGAAUCCCCAGCCUUGCCAGUCUGCAGAAGGAAGGACUGGUUUGUAGUGGGAUGGCUCAUUCUUGUGGAAUACUGUCGUGUUUGGCACUUGCAUAUGGUGUAACCUGUGAAAACUCGAUAAAUGGAGAAUCCUACCUCAAUAGCUCAUGGGAUAAUGAAAGACCUGGCGCUGUGUCUGAUGUUCCUCACACCUUCCCUGGAAUCUCAGUGCUGUGCUUUGAGAGCUGACUCGGGUGAGAUGCCCUUAGACUCCUCUUAGGCUUUGGUCCAUAUGAUUUGAUAGUGGCUAAUGUCACUCUGUUAGAACAGGAGUCUGCCAUUUAAAUCCUUCCUCAACGUGACCCCAUCAAAGCAAAUGUCCCCUUUCAGCAGUCUGGUUUCAGAACACACUGGACUUGAGAAGAUGCCAGAAGCUCAUAGUUCCUUGUAAGGCAGAAGGCUGGGGUGGCUUUCAGUUUCAGGUGAGUUCGGUGGACCUGUGAAUGCUUGACUGCUAACCGCCACUGCACUUCUUAGUCAGAACCUCGAGGAGGCACUGUCUUUAAAACAAACCAGCCUUUUGACUUCUGGAAGCCCUAUUCUUAAGGGUUCCCUCACCCCACCCACUUCUAAAAUCAGCCUUUUGUCUUUGUGACAAAAAAAAAAAACAACCCUUUGGUUAUUCCCCCAGAUGGAGGAAAAGUUCCAGUACUCAGCCUUAAAUGUUUCUGUCAUGUUCAAAUGUGUCUUCUGUAACAGAAACAUGCCUGCAAUGUUGUCCCCUACAGUUCUCUGGAAUUCAGCGGCUUUAGAAGUCUCAUGGUCAAAUUCUAUACUCUAACAAUGGCGUAUUGUAAAUACACUUGUCUUACCUCAAUAAAAGGGUACUUUUCUAUU
Cricetulus griseus (Chinese hamster) is the source of this 2864-nucleotide messenger RNA. Lineage: Eukaryota; Metazoa; Chordata; Mammalia; Rodentia; Cricetidae. The record is from RefSeq and is a predicted model, not a curated record.